Messenger RNA from Tyto alba (common barn owl), 3829 nucleotides. It is a transcript of the gene ODC1, whose product is annotated as ornithine decarboxylase 1. Gene Ontology annotation, cellular component: cytoplasm. The record is from RefSeq and is a predicted model, not a curated record. Bases 2109 to 3491 code for a protein of 460 amino acids. The transcript is spliced from 12 exons. NCBI's taxonomy places the organism in Eukaryota, Metazoa, Chordata, Aves, Strigiformes, Tytonidae. Gene Ontology annotation, molecular function: ornithine decarboxylase activity.
GAACGGGUCGGGCCGGCUCCCGGCAGCGGGGGAGGGGACGGGCGCCGCCGGGCCGUUUCCGCGGCGGGGAGAGGCAGGUGCGUGGCAGGAUCGCGGGCUCCGGGCGCCCUGCCUCGCCCUUGGGCCGGGCGGCUCGGCCCUGCCCGGCGGCGGGGCCCUGAAGGCGUUGGCUCGUUCCCCCCCCCCCCAGCGCCGAGGGGGCCGCGGCUGCCGAGGCAGCGCAGCCCGGGCCGGACCCCGGGGACCCCGCGGGUUCACGGGUGGGGAAGGGGCCGCCAGCGAGGGUAGGGCAGCCGGCCGGCUCCUUCCCGGCAGCGAUCUGCUAGCUCGCUCCAGGGUCGGGAGCGCCUCGGGCAGCCUUUCGAGAGACGCAGCUUUGGUAUUUUGAGAAUAGAGCCUGCAGGCGUGACUCAGCUGCGUCUAAAAACAGCUGCUGAAUAAGGGAAAACGUUCUGGAGAACAGCUUCUCUAAAUAAUAAUAAUAAGCGCAAAUUGCCCUUUCUUUGGGAAGCUGCAGACACUUUGCGCACAGUCCAAAGAGAAAUAGACACCGGGAGGCUGCAAUUUGCGUCUACAUGGUCAUGUUCUGUCUGAUUUCUGUGUAAUUACACUGUAGUUAAAAUUGUGCAAUAAGGUGGAGAUGGAAGGCUUGUAGGAACUUCUUAACAAAGUCUUCUGUGACAGCAAAAGUGGUUCCCAUUUUAGACGCUAUUAGAAAAAGUGCUUUUCAUGUAGCUCUGUGAAGAGGGGAGGAUAAACAAUUCUUCCUGAUGCUGUUUGCUUCUCCUAACCACAGCUAGAAGUCCCUGAACUGCUUUCUGCAGGGCUGCAACGUCUUGUUGAAGUAGUCCUAUGAUAAGAUGCAGCUUCUCUUUAGUAACAAACAGCUUCCAGAGAAGUGUUUAAUUUGCUUGUUUCUUAAGGUCAUUUCAAAGAGGCUUUUAAGAGAAGACUUUAAUCCAGCUUCUGGAAGAAUUAACACUGCAUGUGAAUGAGAGGAGGGGGAGAACAAGGCUCGGUGGAUUGUUGGGUUUUAUUUCAUUAAAGCUUAAUCUAGUUUGAAUUUCAAUUCUGGUUUGUCUGUGAUAAGUGAGAAUCGAUCAGAAGAUGUGACGUAGUUCUUGACACUGGCAAUUCAGGUGCCAUAUGUUUAUGAUGGCCGAAAUGAAUUUGUGGUUACUGACUUUGAAAAGUCAUCCAGUAGAUAAAGUUUAAUGGAUUUUAGUAUACACAGCGUAUGGAAUGAAUGAUUCUUUUGGUCUUAGAACCUCAUUAAUCUAUUACAGCUGUAAAAUAUAUGUUCUUUUUCAUACAUUGUUAUGAACCGCCUUCUUGAAAACAGAGGGAACAGUGAUGUAACUAAACAUUAGUGAAUAAUUUAAAGUUUGCAUAAUCUUCGGUCCAAAUCUGUAUGACUAGAUUGAGUGUAAAAAAAAAACAUGCUGAGAGAAGCAGAGAGCUGGACUGGGUUACAUGAAACCAUAUCUUCCCUAUGAGUCACUUGCGAUGCUGAGGUCUUUAAAAGGUAGCACAUACUUCUGUUUGAAUAAACAGCUUAAUGGAGACUGUCAUUCUCCAUUUGGACUACCCAGUAAAAGGAUGACCUGUACACUUUGCCAUGGACUGUGUAGGUCUUGGAUGGCAGAGGAAUGUGCUUUUGUGCUUUAGCUGUGGUUCUCAAGGGACUUUCUACGUGGCUGGUAUAUUGCUGUUAACAAUGAAGAUUUGUUAUGGACAACUGUAAAAUCCUGUUAUAAAGGGUUAAUUGGGAUCACUGUUAAGACUUUGCCUGCACACCGCAAUUAGGAACCAUUCUUUUUAGUGUGUAUCUGCUAUUCCUGACAGUUGAGGUUUUCUUUUCAUGACAGCCUGGAGGUCAUGGGUAAAACAGGGAAGCUCUGACCACCAACAGAGCAACUUCAAGGAAAGCCCUGGUCUCAUGGCUGGUUUAAAAAGGGGCUCAGUACAUCAUACAACUGCUGAACAGAGGAGAACUUGCCUUCAAGCUAGCAAGAUUUGGUGGAGUGCCUCCUUGGCUCUGAUUAAAUCUGAUCUGUCAUCUAUUUUGUACUUAAAUCCUUUCGCAUAAACCUCAAAUCUCAGAAAUCAUGAGUAGCUUCAGCAAUGAAGAAUUUGAAUUUACCUUCCUUGACGAAGGCUUUACUGCCAAGGAUAUCCUUGACCAAAAAAUAAAUGAAGUGUCAUCUUCUGAUGAUAAAGAUGCCUUCUAUGUUGCGGACCUUGGGGAUAUUGUAAAGAAGCACAUGCGAUGGCAUAAAGCUCUUCCUCGGGUCACCCCCUUCUAUGCCGUAAAAUGUAACGACAGCAAAGCUGUAGUGAAGACACUUGCUGUUCUUGGUGCAGGAUUUGAUUGUGCCAGUAAGACGGAAAUACAGCUGGUACAGAGCAUUGGUGUACCUCCUGAGCGAAUAAUAUAUGCAAAUCCCUGCAAACAAGUAUCUCAAAUCAAACAUGCUGCUAGCAGUGGUGUACAGAUGAUGACAUUUGAUAGUGAAGUAGAACUAAUGAAAGUUGCAAGGGCCCAUCCAAAAGCCAAGUUAGUCUUGCGCAUUACAACUGAUGACUCCAAAGCAGUUUGUCGUCUGAGUGUUAAAUUUGGAGCUACACUGAAGACAAGCAGACUGCUUCUAGAGCGUGCAAAAGAACUUGACCUUGCCAUCGUUGGAGUUAGCUUCCAUGUUGGAAGUGGAUGUACAGACCCAGAGACCUUUGUUCAAGCGAUUUCUGAUGCUCGCUGUGUGUUUGAUAUGGGAGCUGAACUUGGCUUUAGUAUGUAUCUGCUUGAUAUUGGUGGUGGCUUCCCUGGCUCUGAAGAUGUCAAGCUUAAAUUUGAAGAGAUAACAAGUGUAAUCAGCCCAGCACUGGAUAAAUACUUUCCUUCAGAUUCUGGAAUAAAUAUUAUUGCAGAGCCUGGAAGAUACUAUGUUGCAUCAGCAUUCACACUGGCAGUCAACAUAAUUGCAAAAAAAAUUGUAUUAAAGGAACAAACAGGGUCUGAUGAGGAAGAUGAUGCAAGUGACAAAACUCUUAUGUACUAUGUGAAUGAUGGAGUUUAUGGGUCAUUCAACUGCAUCUUGUAUGAUCACGCACAUGUUAAACCAGUUCUGCAAAAGCGGCCUAAACCAGACGACAGCUGCUAUUCCUGCAGCAUAUGGGGACCAACGUGUGAUGGCCUCGAUCGUAUUGUUGAGCGCUUUAAUAUGCCAGAGUUGCAAGUUGGUGACUGGAUCCUGUUUGAAAACAUGGGUGCCUAUACUGUUGCAGCAGCUUCUACGUUCAAUGGAUUCCAGAGGCCAACAAUACACUAUGUGAUGUCAAGACCAGCAUGGCAACUAAUGCAGCAGAUCAAGGAGCAAGGGUUCCUAGCUGAAGUGGAAGAGCAGGAUGUGUCUAGUCUGCCACUCUCUUGUGCCUGGGAAAGUGGAAUUGAAUAUCCAGCAACUUGUGCUUCAGCUAGUAUUAAUGUAUAGGUAAUAUUUAGUAAUUAACUGCAAGGUUAGUCAUUGGAUUUAGGGCAUUUGGGGGACCAUUAACUUAAAUCUUGCUAGAAUUUUUAAGUGUUUUUUUUAAAGUUUUUAGGUUUGGCAUAAAUACAACAAAAAAGACUAGGAGAUGGGUCACAAUUAUCUGUGUUCCUAUGGAAACUAUUUGAAUAUUGUUUUAUAUGGAUUUUUAUUCACUUUUCAUGUAUGCUACUAAAGACUGACCCUCAACUGUCAAACAAGUAUUUGUAGCUUGUGUAUGGCAGAAUGGGCUAAGCUUAGUGUUCUGUGACCUACCUGUUUUAAAAUAAAGUAUAUUGAAAUAA